AUGUUGCGCGUUACUUAUGGUGUUGCCGCUGCAUCCUACUUAGCCGUUAAAUCGCUGCAACAAACCGCAAAAUAUUCGUCACACAUUUGUGAGAAGGCUGCUGCCGUCAUUCAUAAGGACUUUUACAUGGAUGAUCUCCUCACUGGUGCGUCUUCUAAAGAAGAGCUGCUAUGUUUACAACGAAACGUCUCCGAAAUACUGAAGGAAGGGGGCUUCGAACUUCGAAAAUUGGCGUCUAAUUGUGCGGAACUUUCUGAAAAUGUUUCGAAUGCAUCGGAAAAUAUAUCACACUACCUAGUCGAUAGUAAAGAUGUCCAUGCCUUGGGCCUGAUAUGGAAUACAGAGGAGGACUACUUCACAUUCUCAGUUACUCUGAAUCAACCACCCACUAUUUUAACAAAGAGAACAUUCUUGUCUGAUGCUAGCACGCUUUUCGACCCACUGGGUCUGCUCGCUCCAGCGACCAUAAGGUCAAAGCUGUGGUUUCAGGAGAUCUGGCGUAUGAGUGUCGGUUGGGAUGACGUUAUUCCAGACUGCAUCGCAGCACAGUGGCGACAACAUCGCUCGGAAUUACUACUGCUAUCGAGUUUGAAGAUAAGUCGCUGGUCAGGUGAGUCGUUCACUGAGCUACAUAUUUUCGCUGACGCUUCCGAACGCGCUUACGCUGCCGUAAUGUACGCGCGCACAUUACACAACGACGGCAGUAUUACUGUUGCGCUGAUCUCGUCGAAGACUAAGGUAGCACCACUUAAAACAACAACCUUGCCACGAUUAGAAUUGUGCGCUGCACAUCUUGCUGCUAAAUUGGCGCGAAGCGUGUUACAUAGCUGGGGUUAUCUCCGUUAUCCGAUCUAUGCUUGGACUGACUCAACUAUUACAUUGGCAUGGCUUCAGGCGCAUCCUAGUAAGUGGAUAACUUUCGUUGCCAAUCGCGUUGCUGACAUCCAAGAAGUUUUACCGCCUGAAUGUUGGAACCAUAUCCGCUCUGAACUGAUUCCAGCAGAUUGCGCCCCGUCUGAACUACUGCAUCAAAAACUAUGGUGGUCUGGUCCUGAAUUCUUAAAAGGUCCUGACCAUUUCUGGAAGCUAUCACCUUCGCAACACACAACUCAGUUGGGCGUUCGUAGCAAGGUCGUCGCCAUGCUACGAGCUCAGAUGACCACUGGCCGGCAUUGA
This is a messenger RNA of Anastrepha obliqua, 1176 nucleotides long. RefSeq lists its product as uncharacterized. The record is from RefSeq and is a predicted model, not a curated record. The coding region runs from base 1 to 1176 and encodes 391 amino acids. NCBI's taxonomy places the organism in Eukaryota, Metazoa, Arthropoda, Insecta, Diptera, Tephritidae. The transcript has a single exon.